Gigantopelta aegis is the source of this 7723-nucleotide messenger RNA. RefSeq lists its product as uncharacterized. The transcript has 5 exons. The coding region runs from base 235 to 5142 and encodes 1635 amino acids. Lineage: Eukaryota; Metazoa; Mollusca; Gastropoda; Neomphalida; Peltospiridae. Gene Ontology annotation, cellular component: cytoplasm. Gene Ontology annotation, biological process: regulation of apoptotic process. The record is from RefSeq and is a predicted model, not a curated record.
ACAACAUGUCAGCAUUUUUCUCAAACAUUUUGUUCCCUUUGGGUUUUGGACUUUGAAUCAAUGCCUGUCUGUCAACAAUCAAGUCUGAGUUACUGAGUAAUUUCACAGGCUUGCUAAAUGAUGUGGCUGAUCUUAAUAUGAUUAAGAAUAUGAAGAAUCAAGUGUUACCAUGGAAAUAGGCUAACAAGUACUACAAUGAUAGGAUACAGUUGAACGAAACAGUCUCCUUCAACAAUGUCGGCUUCCGGUGGCAAAGAAACUGGCGCUGAAGCCACAAGUCAGGUACCACCAAACCAAGAAGAACUGGUGAAUAAGGAGCGACUGCGUAAAUGCUAUGAAUUUGUUAGAGAUAACAUUGAACCAAAAGAUUUGAUAGACUACAUGUUUCAAACAGGAGCAUUGACAGUUGAUGACAUGGAUGAGAUUGAAAAUACACAACCACCAACUCGCUUAACGCGGGCUAAAGUUCUUCUUCGUAUGGUUCUUAAGGGUAAACAAGGAAUAUCCAUGUACGAUGUGCUGUUUGAAGUACUUGAAAAGGAUUACUUGCAUGUAAGAGAAAAAUUGGCAGCAACAUAUGUGAAUGAAAGGCUUGUAAAUUGGAACUGGAAUGUGCACCUUAAUGCCAUAAGAACUAUGAUCUCAUGGUGUUUUGCCUAUGAUAAGAUCAACUAUGCCACAAACUUUGCUCUGAAUUUCCCAGAGACAAAUCCCAGCAAGAAUGAAACUUGGAAGAUGAGCCUCUUCUCAGUGCAGAUGUCUAAUAACAACCAUUUUGGGUGGAUCCCUGUGAACCAGACCAUUAAGAUACUCAGACUUCUGGAGACACAGCUUCAAAAUGGUGACAAUGGUACAGAUGAAGGAGAUGAUGAAGAGGAAUUGACACUACAGGUUUCUAAACGAAAAGAGAAAAAACUUGUAUCAAAUUUUGGUAGUAAGGCUUUACAUAAAAUUGAUGAACAGUCUAUUGCAGAUGAUGAAUUUGUUGAAAAGCUUUUAGAGCAAGAGGAAGGCAAUGAUAUGCUAUUUUACCCUGAUGAUAAAGAAUAUAAACGUAAUUGUCGCAAGUUUGUGAAGGAUGUAGUUAGCAUGUGGAACACUCCUAAUAGAACAAAUAGUUUUAUUGUUCUUGGACUGGAAAGUAGUACACAAAUGCCACAUAGGGUGAUAGGUCUGACUGUGUCAAGUGAUAAUGAUUAUUAUCAGUCGUUGAUUUUAUUAGAAUAUUUCACAAGCAGACCACGUUAUCAUUACACACAGUAUGUCUACAACAAACAGCUUGUGGGGGUUAUUACUGUACCCAGUAGUUCUGGAACCGGGUCUCCAUCUGUUGUCCAAGCCGAAGCCUGUGAACCUGAUUUGAUUAAAGGACAAUUGUGGGCUCGGCGUAACACAGAAAAUAUGGUGAUACCACAACAAGAUAAUUUGACAGUAGAAAUAUAUGCAUGGUUUAGCCCAAACAGAACAACAACUGCAAGUACUGAAGUUAGCGAUUACACAACAAAAACUCGACCAAAGACAGGACCAUCGUCACACCCCAGUGAAGACAUACCCAAAAACAUGACAAGGUUCAUUUCAGAAGUAGACAACUUCAGGAAAGGACAUUUUGUCCUGGUCUCGGGAAAAAUCCCCAAAAUGUCAAGACAACUAGAAAAGUUGGCUCUGGUUCCUUGGAUAGCGGUUUAUGACUUUGACAAAUACAGUAGAGACAGUGGUUUGCUUUCAAGUCUUGAGGAUGUCUUGAAAAAGAACCGAUAUUUAGAGGUUUGUACAUGGAGGACAGCAACAAUCAAUCUCUCCGAGAAAGCCACUCAGUGGUGCUUUCUCAGAGGACAAAGGGAAAUUGCAGAGAGUGAUACACAAGAUAAUGCAGCAGAGUGGAUAAGGCAAAUAAAACCUGAUUUGGAUAUGUUACUCCGUAAUCUAAAAGAAUUUGUUGAAUAUUCCACUAUUCUCAAAGUUGUAAUAUUUUGGCCAACUGAUAAAACAAAUUUACAAUGUAUAAUCAAGUUUUUGGACCGUCUUAAUGAUAAAUUAGAGACACCACCAAAGCUGAUAAUUGUCCUUUUUGAAGAGCCAGAUGUGAAGUCAAAGGUACAGUUGGAGGUAUUGCUUGAAGAUUUUAAGGAUGCAGUUAAACUCUAUAUGAUCCAGGAUGAGUUGUGCUAUGCUGUGGCAAGCAUGCUUGAAAAUAGGCAAAUUAAAAGACCAGUUAAAUACACAUUGCCAAUUGAGGAGAACCACAAAGAUUUUUUCAUUGGUGACACUGAUGCUGUGUGGUUGCGUGUGAAUUUAGAUGUGCUCUAUCUAUCCAACCCAUAUAACGAAAGUGCCACAGAUAUAGAAAUCCUGAAUAAAGAGGCUGAUAGUUUCUUUCAUGGGGAGACAAUCAGUUGGUUUGUCUGGUAUGCAUUUGGUCCUGGACAUUUAGAAGUUAAAAGAGACAUUAUGAAGAAUAUUGUAGAUCAUAUUAACCAAAAAUGCCAGAAAGAGUACAGAAGUUCCAUUGUUACUCUUUUUCAUGCUCCUGGUGGUGGGGGAACUACACUGGCUCAGCGGAUUUUGUGGGAUCUUCAUGAGAAGCUUCCUUGUGCUGAAGUGAAGAAAACAGCAACAAUUGAAGGACUUGCAGAAAAAAUAACUUUCCUGUAUAACAAAACACACCUCCCAGUACUUGUUCUCGUAGAUGGUGAGGAUGAAUCAAAAGUCAAACAGCUGGUCAUGAUUUUGAAAUCUGUCUUUGCCAUAUUUUUAUAUGUCAAAAGAUAUCCUUAUGACAUCAAAGAACCAACUUGCUCCCAAAAGCAAAAUAAGUUUUACUUGAUGGGAAAUGUAUCAGGAAAUGAAGCCAAUAGGCUUGCACAGAGGUUUGGAGGUCAGUGCCGGGACAAUAUUGAAAAAAAGAAAAAGUGUCUUGAAGCAAUGAGCAGAGAGGUGUGCAUGGAAGGCAAAUCACAUUAUGUUUUUGAAUUUGGAAUGACUGCAUAUGAUGCAGAAUUCAAAGGCAUAGCUUCAUAUGUCCGGGGGUACUUGAAUCUCGAAAAGAAUCCAACAAGCAACCUUUUUCCAUGGCAGAAAGCACUCCAGUAUUUGUCUCUAGUGUAUUACUAUGGACAGUUGCCUAUGCCACUUCAGUUUUUUGCCUCAUUGUUAGACUUGCCAUCAAACUGUGUUGUGGAUAUAGAAGAUUUUGGUUAUCCUUUUGGUUUGUUUGUGGUUGAAGAUUCAAGUUAUGGCAGAACCAGUUAUGUCAGGAUUUGUCACUACCUUAUUGCAAAGGAAAUACUUGAAUAUACACUGAACCAAUCCAGCACCUGUCAUCAAGCAGACGGUCUUAGCAAAGCUGCCAAGAGAGGCUUAAAAGACUUGUGCCUUGAGUUUAUUGAUUAUGCUAGCCACAAACAAUCAAAGUCAUCAUCAACAGUUGAAACCAUCAGGCACAUUCUAACUCAAACCUUUAUCUUUAGAGAUAAUAAAGACGUGGGUGAAAAUGAAACACAGAGCAGAAAAACAUCUUUUUCACAGAUAGUAAUUGAUGUUGAUUCUGAGGUGCCAUAUACUAGUCGGCUGGAAGUAAUGAAGCAGUUAACAAAUUCAUUUCCUACAGAUCCAAACUUCCUUGCUCACCUUGGCCGUUUCUAUGCCCAUUGCAGACCAGAUGAAGAUGAGAAAGCUGAAGCAUGCUUCAAGCAUUCCUUGGAACUUUGUGAGCAAGAAACCCGUGGAAACAAUAUGAAACACAUUGGUGAUAGCAUGAUUUCAACUCUUAUGCACAUUUAUCAUAUGUAUGGAAUGAUAUAUCUUAGAAAGGUAAGCCGAGUAACCAAGCUUGGAAGAGAAAUACCUGAAGAGCAAUUAUUGAACACAGCUGAAAAGAUGACAUUAGAUGCUGAAAAUGCAUGUGAGUACUUCAGACUCAGUAGACAACAAAAACCACAGAGGUAUGAUGGAACAUUCAAUUAUGGUUACACUAGUGAAAUUUCUGUUCGUCUUUUUGUCUGUGACUUUGUUCAAAAAAAUUGGGGUGGAAUUUCAAACUUCCUGUCUAAACAUUCUGAUCAUCUUUCAGCCAGGUUUAUUCAAGAUACACUUUGUGCUGUUGAAGAUCUAAUAAUUGAAUGCUACAGUGUUGUGGAUCUUGAAAACAUCAAUACUGAAUUGAAGAAGGCAUUGUUAUGGUACCACUCUGUUUUCAAGAAUGAUACCACAAAACUGGAAAAAAUGUUUGAAUAUGAUGAUACUUCAUCUAGAAGACUGAAAAUUGCUACUUUGAAACUGAAAUAUUAUUCAAAAUGUGCUAGUGGCAACAGUGUGUUUGAGAAAAACAUAAUUUCAUUUAAUGAUGUAAAGGAACUGAUUGACAUGUAUGAAGUAAACUUCAAAGAUUCACUAAGAUCUGGUGUACCCAACAAAAGGCAGCUUGAUGGAGACUACAAAGAGUGGCUGUUUGCCAUUCGAAAUGUUAAGUUCCAAAAGAACUAUUCUGUUGAGAAGGUCCUGCAGCAUGUGCGUAUCUGGGAUGAUAUGGUGAAGAGCCCAUCCUCCAAGUUUUAUCUUUUCAUCUGCAAAAGUCUUAUUGGUUUUGGAACAAAAUCUAAAAAAGGCAACAGUGAAUCAUUAGUGGAAGCUCAAAUCCUGAAAGAUGAUCUGCAAAAAUUUGUCAGAUCAGUUUGGAGACCUCGUUACCCUCGUGAGUGGCUUGGAAAAAAUGACAAUGGAAUAAAGUGUUUAACUUCAAACAACAGAAUUUCGUAUCUUGAAAAUCACCGUCUUAAACCUGACUCGUAUGAACUGUUGGCAGUGUCCAAGGGUACAAUAUGCAAACCAAACACAAGCAGGCUAGGUGGUUUUAUUUAUCUUGAUCUUGGAAACAAUUCAAUCCCAGUCAAGGUAUUUUUUAUACCUCUUAGAGCAGAGCUUGUGGGUCAGCAAUAUUCAGAUGAAAGAGUGCAGUUUUAUUUGGCAUUUUCUUUUGAUCACGGGUAUGAAGCUUUUGAGGUGUCACUUCUGAAAAAAUACCCAUGCUCAAAAUGUGGACUGAAGUCUGAGAUUCCAAGAAAUAAGGUUUGGGUCUUGUGCCGCUGUGGAAAUCAUGUAGAGCGAACAGAGUUGGACACCAGUGAAGAGAGUGUCAUAUUUUGAUUUGAACAUAACUCUCAGUGAAUCAUGAAUCCAAUGUCAACAAUGUAACAAAAACACUACUACCUUUAAAUGCACAUAUUUUAUGUCAGUUGAACAAACAUGCACUUACUUAAGCAAUUUCUGUGAUAAUUUUAAUUAAAGUUUUUUUAAUCUUGUAACCCCACCAUUCUUCUUAAUAUACUCAUCAAGUUUCACUUGUAUGAAUGCUCCUCAGCACAAAGACAAAUAGGCUGUUAUGUUUCAAACUAAGGUAUACAAAUAAAUAACUGAUCAUAUACAUUAACAUAAACAUGUGGUCUAUAGAAGCUGUGAUAAACCAACAAAAUAUCACACUAAUGCAUGCUAAAUACUUUAAACUGACAGUCAGGUCCUCAAAAUGGUACACAGAGCUGUAGUUUUAAAACAAAAUGCAACCCCCACCCCCAUGCUGUCAGUUUAUUUUGCUGUGUUUAAAUUACAUAUCUUGGAAGAGUGUGUGUGUGUGUGUGUGUGUGUGUGUGUGUGUGUGUGUGUGUGUGUAAAUAACAGAACAAAUGAACAACCAAAACAAUGUAUCAGAGGUCUAAUUUCAUAAAAUAUAUCAGUAAACAUUAUAACCUUAAUUUGCAGAUAUUGUAGAAAGAGAAAGUAUGCUGUAUUCACCACUUCCAUGUAAAUCAUGUAAACCCUGCACAUUAGUGAAAGAUAUCUGCACAUAUUUUUGUUUUUCAUGUUUAUAGACAUUGAAAAGAAAAUUAGUUAUUGGUAGACAUUUACAAGUAGUGAUUGUAACACAAAUAUGUACACACAAACCUCUAUAUCAACCACCAUUGUGAGUAUUAGACAAAGGUCUCUUUAGGCAGGUGUUUGACUAUUAGAGGUAUGUGCUUGAGAAGUGGGAUGUAUGUGUUAUUCAGUUUAUUGGAAUACUAAUAUUAGCUCCAUGUGGUUAUAUUGCAAAUAGUUUGAUCCAUUUUUACAUUUUGUUGUAAAUUUACUAUUUGAUUGUUUUGUACUGUACAUUGUUUUGAUUAUACUGUUGACUUUUGUAUUACUUGAUUUGUUUGUACUGUUUGAUUGUUUGUACUAUUUGAUGGUUUUGUUUUAUUUCAUGCUUUUGUAUUUUGAGUGCCUUUUUUGUCUAGACUUAAAAUUGCAUGACAGUGUAUACUGCAUGUAGCUUUGUUUUCCUAAUUUACUGUUAAGAUUCAAACCCCGUUUUACGAUUGCAGUUUAGUACAACUAACAAUGUAGAUACAAAAUAAAAUGACUCAGUUGUCAUCGAAGGGACAGUUGAAGGAACAAGGAUAUUAGGAGUGCUGUAUGAACUUAUAAAUAUUUUCUAAAUGUUUAGUCUUGGAUAGAGAACCCAACAAACUGUGCCGUUCUUCAUUGAAGUGUUACAGUAUUCAGUACAUAUACCGGUAAGUGUGAUGGUUUAUUAACACAGAAUGCAGAUGUUUGUUGGGAAUGAAAGGAAGAAAACUGUUGACAUGAUGCACUUUCAAGAAUAUUCUGUUGUUUGAUAUAUGAUGGUACAGAAAUGUUUAUACAUUGUAUUACGUGUACAGUUUCUAAAUGGUUUCAUUUCAUGAGAGAACCUGACAAACAGUACAGUUCUCAAACUAGUGUCAUAAGAAUUCAAGUGUGAUAAUUUAUUAACAAAAUUAACAUAAAAGAAAAACCUAAUAGACAUGAUGUAUUUUUCAAUUUCACUGAACCAUAUAAAUAUUCUGUUUCAUAAAUAAUAUCAUAGUACAACACUGAGUGUAUAUGUAAGCACGUGUAUAGUAUUUAUGGCACCAUUUAUUUUGAACCACAAUUAUGAAGAAUGUGUGUACAUUUUGUACAUUUACAUGCAUAGAUAUUGAAACAAAAAGUUACUGUUAGUUUCAUUUCACAUAUUUUUUGUACAGUUGUUGGCAAAACCUGUUGGAUUAUGUUGUCAUGUACAAGUUUUGAUUUCCAAAAUAUGUUAUGAAAAACCUGUAUAUAAUGCCACCACCAUUGUGAGCAUUAGACUAUGAUGUCUUCAGGCAGGUGUUUGAUCAAUAGAGGUGUCUGCUUGAUCAUUUUGUAAUUGUCUUUAGUUACCUGUUUGUGUGUUUCAUUUUUUUAACCCUUCAUAUUGGAAUAUUAAACUACUUACAAGUUAUGACAACAAUGUUUGGUGCAUGUUAGAAUAAAAUUGUUUUAUUAGGCAUAAACAUUUGCAACAUUAUUCGUCUGCGAGCUCCCCUUCCAGACAAACACACGUUCCACUGUUCCUGCCACUGGAAUGGGUAUCAGGAAGUCCUCUUUGUUCAUGGCCUUCUGAUCAUAAGUGUCAGUAUAUUAUGUAGAUUAUGUUUAUAUAUCAUAGUACUUUGACCAUUUUAACUGAAGGUCUGUUUUCUUCUCAUUUGUUCAAUUUAUAGAAAUGACUUUUCUGUCAUAGGAACAUGUCCUGUAGUAGUUAAUGUUCUUUUGUGAGGUCAAAAUUCUUACACCUUUAUAUUGGUUAAUAAGAAUGUUUCUUAUACAUUUUAUUGUACAUGUAUAUAUAUAUAUAUAUAUAUAUAUAAAACAUAUAUGCCUGUAUAUUUUACUAUUGAUAAUGUGA